AUGCGGUUAAUCCUGAAGUUCCGCGGUAUCAACGAUAAUAUAGACGUGAAGUUUUGUUGUGACACGAAUUUGAACAAAUUGUAUUGGCACAUUGAUACGUUUAUAGCCGGCUGUAUCGGUGGAUUUUUUUCAAGUGUGAUAAACAUACCGAUCGAAGUCGUCAGAACAAUAUUGCAAACAUCCAGUAAUUAAAAUACAUAUGGCUUUUAUACUAGUGAUAUAUAAUUUUUAUGCACUUUUUCUAAGGAUAUAUAAUUAUUCUAGGUAUAUUGAUAAAGUCCACUGAGAAUCCGAAAAACUCGAAAAAAUUCGAGCCCCCGAAAAUAAUGGGUCCAUUUAAAUUAAUUGUCCAUCGAUACAAAACCGGCCGGAUUCGUUCACUGUACAGAGGAGGAACAUUAUUGAUGAUGAGGUUUGUUUGUUAAACAGUACCGGCGCUUCAAACUGCUAAGCCCUUUUUAUAAUUUUUUAAGCGAGGCCCUUUCUUCUUAUUAUUAUGUUCAUACAUAAGAGCUCCGAUUCUAAUAUCUUUUUCAGUAAUCUAUUAUAAAAUAACAUAUUUAUCAAAGGUGAAAUAUAUUUAAUACUGUUUAGGUGAACUAAAAUCGCUUAGAUACACUAUUUAAUAAAAUAAUCCAUUAUAACAAUUUUUAAUAUAUUUCGUACCAACUAAUUAUAUAAAAACAAAAAAAUGAUUCAGAAACGGGUUGUAAAUGUGUUAAUUUAUCCAAUUCCCAAUAAAUAAAUUAAACAAAUUUUUGUCUUGCCUUUCCAUUUCCAAAUUCAUUCAUAUAAUCAAAUCAUAUUUAAUAGUUUCAGCUAUAUUUUUUUCGAUUGAUAAUGUCGCGAGUCCAAUUUGUCUAUUUUUUAACGUGGCAUUCCUAAGAUAACUUUUUAUUAAUUUUAAUUUAGAGUAUAAUCUUUCAAUAGAAGCUGACAGAUAAGUACAAUUAGAAUUAUUCGAAGGGAAAUAGUUAUGUUUGGUAAUGAGCAAUUUAAUAUGUUCAAUACAUAUAUACAGAAAGAGAUUGAAGUGCAAUUGUAUUAUCUUUCACUAGAGAUUUAAGUAUUUGAUGUUUAUGAUAUAAAUAUCUUUGUUCUCGCUAUUCAUAAGAUAAAUAUGAAGAUCUUUGCAAUAUAUAUUUUAUGCAAUACAUAUUUUAUUAAUUCACUGUCUUCUGUUUCUUUAAGCUUUUAAAUACGAUAUAGGAACUCAAAUUUAUCAUUGUAAGUCGUAAACUGCUUGAAACGCAAGUUUAGCGAACUUAAAUCUUGAUAUAAUACUAUUAUAAUAAAACAUGAACUACGAAAUUAGGUUUCACUAUAAAUAUAGCAAGUACUUUGUAUAAAUUUGUUUUUUCAUUUAAAACCGACAGCAGUUUAUUAGUAUUUAAAGUUUAGUCUUUGAAUUAUGAUUUACGUACACGAAUAAUGCAACAAUAUUAUAAUAUGCAGUCAGUAAAGUAUAAUAUUAAUAAUAUUUUUUCAAUGAUAAUUUGCUUAUCAAGAGUAAACAUCACUUCUGCAGGGCUUACAAUUUGCGUAGUGCCUUUUACGGAUGCGCCGAUUGGCACUGCCUUUGCGCCGGCGCUGAUGUUAAAUCUACAGAAUACGAAUUUGAGUUAAUAGAUUUUGAUUUUGCAGAGAUAUACCUUAUACGGGCAUUUAUUUUCUCUCGUAUGAGCAUUUCUGUUGCGUGUUGAAACAAUUUUGGCAUCAUAGCGAAAUCAAAAAUGAACCAAUGCCAAAAUAUAUACAAAUCGUUGCUGGGGGUUUAGCAGGUAUGUCUAACACAUUUUUUAACUUGCUUUUAUAUUCCAUUAAAGUUUUUAAUUUUUUAAUUUUUUUUUUUUUUUUUUUUGAAACCGAUUUAAAUAUAUUUAUGAAUGAUAUUUUCAGUUGAUUUGUUUAGAAUUCUUAUAAUUUAUUAUAAAGUUGAUCCAUUAAAACCAUUAAAGUUUAUAUGGUACUACCUAUUAUUUAUUAAUUAGGUGCCACUAGUUGGAUUUUGGUGUCACCGUUAGACGCGAUCAAAACUAAAUUCAUUGUGGACAGUCAACUAAAAAAUCCGUUAUACAAAGGCAAGUGGGACUGUGUGAAGAAAACUUAUGCGGAAGGCGGUGUGAAGAUAUUUUUCAGAGGAAUCUCGGUACUAUGCAUAAGAGCAUUUCUAAUCAACAGCCUAAUGUUUUUAGUUUAUGAAAUACUUAUGGACGUGUGCAGUGGUAGUGACAAAAACGACAAAGAAACGAAUGAACCUGGAAAACACUACAAAAACCUAAAAAUCGCCGCAUCACCACAAUAUUAA
This is a messenger RNA of Cinara cedri, 2308 nucleotides long. The record is from the annotation of a GenBank genome assembly. NCBI's taxonomy places the organism in Eukaryota, Metazoa, Arthropoda, Insecta, Hemiptera, Aphididae.